AUGGUUAAUGUUUGUCGUCAAGUAAUUUCUGCGUUGAAAAGUUAUUUUCAACAGUUGAAUCUUUUUCGACCGACACUUAAUAGCGGCGAAAAUGAAAAUGAGCAACAAGAUCAUUUCAACAUUCUUGUCACUCGAGUCUACUUAGUUCUUCUCGUACUUCUUCUCAUUUGUUUUGCUUCUUUUACGACAUUCAGACUCAAAAGAACGAUCAUUGAACUUCAAAAUCCCACUGAAGAACAGUUUAAUGCUUUACCUGCCGAUGCCAAUUGUCCUUGUUCUCAAAUUUCACUAUAUUAUGGUGAAUUCGUCUCAUUACAAGCGAAUCUACAUGAAAUAUGUCGCAGUGAGUUCGUAUCGGAGCGAUGGAUAAAAGCGAUUUUUUCUUAUUCAAAUUCGACGUAUUUCAAUUUCAAAGACUUUCGUACAUUCGGUAGUGCACAGUUUCAAGCACUGUCUGGCUUCUGUGAUCUGUCGCGUUCUCAUCUUCAACAGAAUAUCGAUUUUUUCAAACGAACAAUGUUGGUUAGUACACAAGUUCUUUCGAAGAUCAAUUUCCAACAAGAAAUUGAGUCAACUAUCGCCCGAUUCAAACAAACCGUUUCUCGAUCAUUCGCCGCGCAAUUCAAAUUCAUGCGGCAAAUAAUCACGAACAAUAGACUAAUCUCGGGUCUUCAGACAAACUUUUACCUUACAUUCGACGCAAUUUAUCCUCCUGCUAUUUAUGCUGUUAUGUAUAAACGUGCGGAUAAUACGAGUUGCAAUUGUCUCGUAGAUUCCGAAUGUACUUCAAAUGCCGUCAUUGACAGUAUAUUUGGAGCUCAAACACAGUAUGAAUCUGGUAACAUAAAAAUAAUACCAGGAUUAGCAUCGGGUUGUUUACCAGUGAAUUCAAUUCUUGCAUCAACACUUGAAUGUUUUUAUAAUCAAACAUGUUUAAAUGAAUUGAUUUCAUUUUUUCCGACGAAUGAAAAAUUCUCAGCAAUGAUCGUUAACAAUCAAAGUCGUUUUAAUCCGUUUACAGUCUUGCGAUCAAUCGUUGACGAUUUGAUGGUGGAAGAUUGGAUAACCAACGCUUCUUACACGAAGUUUUUCAAUGCAUGUGCAUCUCUCUCGUGUACCUAUGUGAAAGAAAAACGACAAACUUGGCAAUUCGUUCUUACACAACUCAUCAGUGUACUCGCAACCUUAACGAUGGCACUUCGAAUAUUAGUUCCAAUCGUUGUUAAAUUUAUUAUGGACAAAAUAAAUCAAGUUGUAUAUCCGGAAAUUCCUAUUCGGAUUCGUUUGGAAGAACUUCUAAAAACAACAAAAAAAUCAAUCAUCGAAUUGAAUUUAUUUAAAGAUUCUUCUUGCAACGAUCGACAAUCUCGCUAUUCACGUUAUGCUACUCGUUUGUAUAUCAUUCUAAUUAUCGCUUCACUUUCAAUCUUAACUCUAUACAACGUCACGAUCCAAAUCGUUCAUCAUCGUACGAUUUCAAAUCCAUCCGAACAUCCAUAUCUCAAUCUCGAUCAACUAACAUGCCCAUGUACUUCAUUAUCGAUACCAUAUUCUUCGUUUCUUACUAUACAAGCUCAGUAUCAUCCGAUAUGUUCAAGUUAUUUAACAACUUCACAAUGGAUCGAAUUUGUUCGUCCGAAAGAUUUGGAUCAACUUGUUUCGUUCGAUUAUGAUUAUAAUGCUGCUACUUAUUUUCAAAUCUUAGCAAUGUUUUGUGAACAAGUGAAAGUCAUGGUUGAUAACACCCUUGACGAUUUUCUUCAAACACAAAUUGUUGGUUCACAUUUAAUGCAUCGAGAACUUUUUGAGAAACAAAUGAUUCAACUGAUUAGAAAUUGGAGAGAAUCGACGGCCAAUCAAUUCAAACGAAGUAUAAAUAUUACUCAGCAGACUAUUUCAAUCAAUCAAGCAAUGAACCGUCUGAAUAUCUAUUAUCAAUAUUUAUCACCUAGUAAAAAACAAGUCAUCACCGAACCGAGACAUUAUGACAAUUGUAAUUGUGCUUAUGCAGAAUGUUACACGCCGAUGAAAAUAAUUCACCAUCGAAAUGACAGCGACUUCUUUUUUAUUCCGAAUUUUUUCGUGGGAUGUUAUCCGGUCGAUGCUCUACUUAAAUCGACAUUGGAAUGUUUUUACAAUGAAUCGUGUAAUAGAAAAGUUCAUUCAUAUUUUACUUCAUCGUCUAGCGGAGCCUGGACUUUUCCUGCACUUCAUUCGAGGAGUAAUUCAGCUGGUCAAUCGAUUCAAUCGAUUGUCAAUCAAUUAAUGGUUGACUCGUGGUCAGAAGAUAUCAAUUUUACUUCUUAUUAUAACAGUUGUGCGCCGAAUUCAUGCACCAUUGAAUACACGGGCCGUUAUCACAUCUUAACAAUUAUUACUACUGUUAGCGGAUUAUUCAGCGGAUUAUCAUUUGGUUUUCAGAAGAUUAUCUGGUUUGGUCUGCGGAUAAUCGAUGAGUUUUUCAAAGCAAUUUCUUUUCGAGCAUUUUUACGUUAUAUUCGAACGCUUUUCAAUCGGAGUGAUGUGGAGCAAAUAACGAAUCGAUUACAUGUUAUUCUUGUGAUAUUAGCUCUUUACAGUCUUUACAUGCAUCACGUCUUUCGUUCUGAUUUGACCAUCGUAGAUACCAAAAAACCCAAAUUAGAUUUUUAUCGUCAAUUAUUUGCAGAACAUGCUGGUUCUUUACAUUGUCAUUGUUCAGAAAUAUCCAUCCAAUAUCGUUCGUUUCUAAGCAUAACUCCUGAUUUCUAUUCAGCGUGUUCGAGGAACAUUGCGGACGAAUUUUGGGCUAUAAUUAGCUCUAUUUCACUUGUUGAUUAUAUAGAGAUCUACACCCAAAAAUAUGGAUAUGUAGGUAGCGGACAAUUAGCGGCCCUUGAUAAAUUUUGUAAACUAUCGAAGGAAAUCGUAGAAGAAGCUCUCAAUCAAUUAUUAACCAGUCAUUUCGUCAAUAAUCGAUUAUUGCCAGAAUAUUUAUUAACACAGCGCAUUCAAUCAACUAUAAGUGAUGUUCAAAUCGGAGUGUCGAAGACAUUUGUAAAUACAUACGCAUUAAGUCGAUUGGCAGUAACGGCAAAUCAGUUAAUGAAUACAUAUGGUACUAGUUGGGUGUUUGCUGAGCAUCCAAAGGUUGGGUAUCUGAGUACUCUUCAUACUGUACCAGUUAUUGUACACGGAUGCAAUUGUGGUCUAAAUCCAAAAAAGUGCAUUGAUGAGCUUUUUAAACUGAAGUUUGGCUGUUAUACGAUUGAAGCUAUGUUGCAAUCAACAAUCCAAUGUCUCUACGAGAAAAGCUGUUUAGAUAAAACAAAUAGAACGAAACCACUCGAGAUUUUAUAUAAUCAGGGUCGUUUUUCACUCAAUACAACGUUUGAAACACUGUUGAAUGAAUUAAUGUUAGAAAAACUUGUCAGCAACUUAUCUUAUGAGAAUUAUUUUGAGAAUUGUUCACCCUCAUUAUGUACUCAUUCUAUUCAAAAUGCAAACAAUUUAAUCGAAGGAAUUACAAUAGUCAUUGCUCUCUACGGCGGGGUCGUAAUCAUCUGUCACUCAAUUGCGGUUAUUCUCGUCAAACUACUCCCACGUCGACCUACGGCAAUUACACCGACGACCGACUAA
Molecule: messenger RNA, 3618 nt
Organism: Adineta ricciae
Lineage: Eukaryota; Metazoa; Rotifera; Eurotatoria; Adinetida; Adinetidae
Source: the annotation of a GenBank genome assembly